Molecule: messenger RNA, 546 nt
Organism: Wallemia mellicola CBS 633.66
Lineage: Eukaryota; Fungi; Basidiomycota; Wallemiomycetes; Wallemiales; Wallemiaceae
Exons: 4
Coding region: 1-546 (181 amino acids)
Biological process (GO): mitotic spindle organization
Cellular component (GO): dynactin complex
Molecular function (GO): dynein complex binding
Source: RefSeq, a predicted model, not a curated record
AUGACGACGGUCGAUAAAGUCGAUAUACAUCCUAGAGCACUCGUUUGUCAGGACGCUGAUUUGAGAGGUAAUAUAACGAUAUCAGAUGGUACAGUAGUACAUCCAAAGUGUACUAUAUUAGCCGUACCCGGUCCUAUCAUCAUAGGCGAGAACUGUAUCGUUGAAGAAAGUGCAAUUAUAGUGAAUAGACGUAAAGAGCCUAUGUUAAUUGGAAAUGAAAACGUCUUCCAAGUUGGCUCCCGCCUGGAAGCAGCAUCAGUAGGAAACCGUAAUACAUUCAGUCCAAAAUGUAGAGUAUUGAGCUCUAUAGAGAUACCCGACGACUGUUUUAUCGGUCCAGCUUGUUUGGUUGCCCCCGCAUUCACGAAUCCACCAAGAGAAGACUUGAGUGAACGUCUCCAAGACUACACACAGGUAUUCGGGCAAAAUUCUGAGCGCAGGAUUGGCGACAGCGUCGGUAAAAUACAUCAAAGGGCUUUACUCGCGAAACAUUUGGAUUAUUUGCGAUUUGCACUACCAAAGUAUGUCAAAAUGAGGAAUGUAUAG